This is a messenger RNA of Microthlaspi erraticum, 1119 nucleotides long. NCBI's taxonomy places the organism in Eukaryota, Viridiplantae, Streptophyta, Magnoliopsida, Brassicales, Brassicaceae. The record is from the annotation of a GenBank genome assembly.
AUGAAAAAGUUGUUGGCAUCGCCGUUUACUUCAUUACUCGCCGUCGUUUUCCUAUCCGUCUUAUCCGUCGUCCGAUGCUGCUCCCCUUCCGAUCUAACGGCUCUCAAUGCUUUUAAGUCCUCACUGAGCGAACCUAACCUCGGCAUCUUCAACACCUGGUCGGAAAAUACCGACUGUUGCAAACAAUGGUACGGUAUUAGCUGCGAUCCGGAUUCCGGUCGGGUCACCGAUAUUUCUCUCCGGGGCGAAUCCGAAGAUGCCAUUUUCCAAAAGGCUGGCCGGUCCGGUCAUAUGACCGGUUCAAUUGACCCGGCGGUUUGCGACUUAACUGCACUCACAUCCCUCGUCCUCGCCGACUGGAAAGGCAUCACCGGAGAGAUUCCGCCGUGCAUUACCUCCUUAGCCUCGCUCCGUAUCCUCGACCUCGCCGGAAACAGAAUCACCGGAGAGAUUCCCGCGGAAAUCGGCAAACUCUCCAAACUCGCUGUUCUAAACCUCGCGGAGAAUCAGAUGUCCGGCGAGAUACCACCGUCGCUGACGUCACUCACCCAGCUAAAGCAUCUUGAAUUAACGGAGAACGGUAUCACCGGCGUGAUCCCGGCCGAUUUCGGAUCGUUGAAGAUGUUGAGCAGAGCGUUACUGGGACGUAACGAACUAACCGGGUCAAUUCCAGUGUCGAUCUCGGGCAUGGCUCGGUUAGCGGAUCUGGAUCUAUCCAGGAACCAUAUUGAGGGUCCGAUACCGGAUUGGGUGGGUAACAUGAAGGUACUCUCUGUAUUGAAUCUCGAUUGCAACUCGUUGACGGGUCAAAUUCCCGGUUCGAUUUUGAGCAACUCGGGUUUCGGUGUUUUGAAUGUUAGCCGAAAUGGGUUGGAAGGGUCCAUACCCGACGUAUUCGGGUCAAAAACAUAUUUCGUGGCGCUUGAUUUGUCUUACAAUAAGUUAUCGGGUCGGAUCCCUGAUUCGCUGUCGUCAGCCAAGUUCGUAGGCCAUUUUGAUGUUAGCCAUAACAGGCUUUGUGGGCCUAUACCAAUGGGUUCUCCUUUCGAUCACCUAGAAGCGUCGUCGUUUAGUGACAACGAAUGUUUAUGCGGUGGCCCUUUGAUGAAGACAUGUUAA